Mycena indigotica is the source of this 1329-nucleotide messenger RNA. RefSeq lists its product as uncharacterized. The transcript is spliced from 5 exons. The coding region runs from base 1 to 1329 and encodes 442 amino acids. NCBI's taxonomy places the organism in Eukaryota, Fungi, Basidiomycota, Agaricomycetes, Agaricales, Mycenaceae. The record is from RefSeq and is a predicted model, not a curated record.
AUGCCUUCGAGUCCAUUUGCGCUUUUCAGCUUCUCUCAGCCGGUUAUUUUCCGCUUACAAGCCUUCUUCCUCGGUGCGAAGAUAGUAUCCACUAUUUUCUCAACCUACCAACUCUUCGCCACCGAAACCACUCUGCCACUCCCAACCUCACUUCCCGUGAACGUUGAGGUCCCCACUCAGACGUAUCCUGUCUACUUCGUCCCCACACCCUGCUCUUUCUACGUUCCCACAACGUCCAUCCAAAGUGCCACAGCAGCCACACUUGUCGUUGUCUUUGGGGUAAUCUCUGCGGGACUUGGAAUAUGUCGUGGAUAUGGUUGGCAAAGAGGUCGUUUGUGGACCAUCAUGGCUGGCUUAGCCACGGCUGCGAUUCUUAAGCGCUUCCCACUUGAAUAUCAAUUCGUUGCCCAUCCUGAUUUGAAGCGUGUUCUCAUCAACCACCCAUUCAACCUCACCGCAUGGUUCCUUGCCUUCAGCGUCCGCGGUCUACGUUUCUAUGCAGCGAAGGCGUUUUGGUCUACUCUGGUCGCAGCCUUCAGCCACGUUGGAUGGAUUGUUUUUGUCCAAGCGACUAGAAAACUGUUUACUUGGCGUCAUUACAUGCCACGAAUCGCCUUAAACCUCCUAGACCACGCUUAUGUGACUCAUCUCCUUCCACUGUCCGUAAUGCUCUGCCUUCCAGCCCUGCGCCCACUCUGGUGGAUUCUUUACCAAUACUCGGCUGACUGCAUAUGGGGGCCACCCACCAUCAAGCGUUUCAAUGAGAUUCUUCUCUGCAUUCUGUAUCGUCGCGAGGUUUACUUGGGAUGGAGUCCCGCUGUAUCUAACGCUCUCUUGACCUCCGGACUCCUCGUUACUCUCCGGGUGGUGCUGCUUGCUGUCCAGCUGUUGGUUCACACCGCGGAAGCAGUCUAUCUUGUGGAUGACUUGCCACGUUUCAUUCUGGGCGGCUUGUCGAAUGGGUUUCUGAUCUAUUCCUUGGCCAUGGCAGAGACUUCGAAGUACAACCUGAACAUACUGCAACUGGUGCGGAAUAAAGAUGUGUCUUUCUGGGAUGUGGAGAAGCACAUGUUCCUUGUCAUAAUGGAAGAGAUGAAGCGCUUUCGAAGCAAACAACACGAAGACCUCGUUGCGUUAAGACAAACAGUCAGUCAGGUGGCGAUGGAGAGCUAUGGUCUCUGGAUGCGGCUGGGUCUUACUCACCUAAUCGUUACGAUUACCCCAGUGGUAGUCUUGUUUAUUUAUCACGAUCUGAUUCCAUUUACUCGUCACCUCAAGUGGAAAUAUCGAGUUUGGCGCCGUCGUCGUCACCAGCAAGUGAUUGAAUAG